UGAUCCCCCUGCCCCUCGGCACGGACACGCUGUGGUUGCAGUCGGGACCAAACUCUUCAUCCACGGAGGUUUAGCUGGUGACGUGUUUUACAACGAUCUCUUCUGCAUCGAUACGAGUAAGUGACAUGAGGUGGGUUAAGAUACCGGCCACCGGUGACAUCCCAGGAGGACGGGCAUCCCACUCGUCAGCUGUGUUUAGAGACCACGUGUACAUUUUUGGUGGAAUAGGUCCAGAGGGGACACUAGAUACAACCUACAAGUAUCACACAGAGAAGCAGCAGUGGACGCUCCUCCGCUUUGAUUCUCCUCUGCCUGCCGCGAGGCUGGACCACGCCAUGUGCGUCGUUCCCUGGCGGGCUGGCGAUAGCGGGGACAGGGCAGCUGCCGCGGGGACAGACAGAGCUGGGAAGGAGCCGCCUCCAUCAGCAGGCGACAAAACCGGCCCCCUCCCGAAGGGCCGAGAGGAAGAGGAGGGGCGUGCUGAAGGCAUCGUGCAUCUGCUGUUGGUAUUUGGUGGGAUGGACACACAGGGGGAGAUCCACAGGGACUGCGUCGUCACGCUGAUCGAGUAGCUGAGCCGCUGUCCGGCCUUUUCUACGGAUUUUAUACAACUGUCACGUUAAUUCUCCUUCCCAAUAAACAAGUUCUUGUCCCCCAAGGGACAGCGCUGGGUCCCGAGGCACAGGCGCCUUCUCUGUGCACAGCCCGGGGGGUGGGACACAGGAGCCUGGGUGGGGUUGGGACAUGUCUGGGUGCUUUGCUGCCAGGAAGCUCCCUCCCUGGUAAAAUAAAAAAA
This is a messenger RNA of Athene cunicularia (burrowing owl), 796 nucleotides long. It is a transcript of the gene RABEPK, whose product is annotated as Rab9 effector protein with kelch motifs. The record is from RefSeq and is a predicted model, not a curated record. Lineage: Eukaryota; Metazoa; Chordata; Aves; Strigiformes; Strigidae. The transcript has 3 exons. The coding region runs from base 126 to 572 and encodes 148 amino acids. Gene Ontology annotation, molecular function: protein binding.